Messenger RNA from Achroia grisella, 1435 nucleotides. RefSeq names its product ras-related protein Rab-37 (gene Rab26). Gene Ontology annotation, biological process: cellular response to insulin stimulus; protein localization to plasma membrane; protein secretion. The coding region runs from base 304 to 1047 and encodes 247 amino acids. Lineage: Eukaryota; Metazoa; Arthropoda; Insecta; Lepidoptera; Pyralidae. The transcript has 6 exons. Gene Ontology annotation, molecular function: GTP binding; GTPase activity. The record is from RefSeq and is a predicted model, not a curated record. Gene Ontology annotation, cellular component: dendritic spine; endosome; synaptic vesicle.
UUGAGUUUUUGACCUGAACACAUCAUGUUACCGAGUGUAAAAUGUUUCUCUAUCGCUUUAGGGUAUAAACAGUGCUAAUUUCGAUGUUUAUUCGAGUUAAAAUCGUGUGAUUAUCGAGUAGUGACGAGUGUACGAGUGCGUGUCGAGUUUCGGGCGGUUUUCGUAUUGGAUUGUCAUUUUUCGUGCUUGUAUCUCGCUCUCAGUGAUGUGGUACGUAGUACAAUUGAAGGCAAUAGUUGUUGAUUUAUGAUAGUUUGUGAUUACAAAUUAAUGAAUAGCUACAUGUGAAGGAGCCUGAGAGAAAUGAGCCAGAUGACAACAGAUGACAGCAUGAGCGAUGACGUGUUUGAGGAUGAUUCGUUGCGUGCGCCUGCGCAGCGCAGCACCCCCUCCCCCACCGGUUACAGGGAUUACCACCCACCCGCGGAGACCCCGGCGCGUGCUCAUAUAGACGAUGACGUGCCUAUACACAAGACUAUUCUACUUGGUGACAGCGGAGUUGGGAAGACAUCUUUAUUAGUUCAGUUUGAAACUGGAAAGUUCCAGGCAGGCAAUUUCUCAGCAACCGUCGGCAUAGGUUUCACGAAUAAGGUUGUGUCAGUCGAUGGCGUCAAAGUAAAGCUUCAGAUUUGGGACACCGCGGGCCAAGAGCGCUUCCGUAGCGUCACGCACGCAUACUACAGAGAUGCACAUGCUCUGCUCCUGUUAUACGACGUGACGAACAAGACCAGCUUCGACAAUAUCCGUGCCUGGCUCGGCGAGAUACGAGAGUACGCACAAGACGAUGUCGUCAUCAUGCUUUUAGGUAACAAAUCCGAUAGCGGCCUAGAAAGAGCGGUGAGGCGGGAGGAGGGGCAGCGUUUGGCAAGAGAAUACCAAGUCGCCUUUAUGGAGACAUCAGCCAAAACCGGAUUGAAUGUAGAAGCGGCGUUCGCUCACGUAGCGCGCUCUCUAGUCGCGAAAGCGAACCCAGUCGACCCUUCGAGGCUAUCGGUGCGCGCGCAGCCGACCCAGGAACAGAGGUCUUCGUGUCCGCCAUGCUUAUAAAUAUAUUUGCGCGGCAAUUUCAAAUUUGGAACGUCAUCUCAAAUAAAGAACCAUUUAAAAGUCUGUAGUUUAUGAAAUGUAAAUUAUUAUUAUGCUGAUGUAUGGCAAUGCUGUUUUUUUGAUUAAAAGCCUUUUGAUGAAUGUAUUUGAUGUGAUGAUGAGUAAUUCUAUUUAUAUAAAUAUUUUAAAUAUUGAAUAAUGACCAUACACUCAAUAUUAAGUAGAUAAUUCUAUUAGGUAGGUACCCUAUACAUUCAAAAAAUAUCCACAUAUGGAUUGUUUAAAUAGAAAAAAGAAAAAAAAAGUCUACUACUCUUUAUAAGCAUUUACCUAUUAAUUAUACAUGUUGAUAUUAAAUUCAUUGGAACUUAAUUCAUUAUUACUUUAU